AUGAAUAUUAAAAUGGCUCUUUUGCUUAGACAUUUUUUAAAGACCGAUGAACAUUUUAUGAGUUCAACAGGAAUAUGUAAAUCAACAACAACAAUUAAAGGAUGUAAAGGAGAAAUAGAUAAAGAAUAUGGAUGUAGAGAAUGUUUAACAGGAUAUUAUUUAAUAAAUAAAGAAUGUUCAAAAUGUGGAAAUAAAUGUAUAACAUGUUUAAAUGAGAAAGAAUGUAAUAAAUGUGAAGAUGAAUAUAUAAUAAUAAAUAAAGAAUGUAUUCAUUAUUCAAAUAUUAAUAAAUGUAAAGAAACAAAAAAUAAUAAAUGUUCAAAAUGUUCAUUUUGGUAUGGAAUCAAUGAAAAAGGAACAAAAUGUAAUAAAGAAAUUGUAUGGUGGAUGAUAAUGAUAAUUAUCAUCAUUAUACUUAUUAUCAUCAUUAUAAUAAUUAUAAUUAUAAUUAUAAUGAUUAAUUACAUUAUAAAACGCAAAGAAAAGAAAGAACAAGAGAAAACAACAACAAUAUUUAAAAUUUCACAAUCAAAUAUCAAAUUUAUAUCACUUGGAGAUGGAAUAAUAACAAAUAAAAAAGAAAUAGAAAUAGGAGAAGGAGAAGAAAUUGAAGUAAAUAAAGAAAUCAGAGAAUUAAUAUGUAUUGGAAAUGAAAAUAAAGAAAAAAAGAAAAUACAAAUAAGUAGUAAAGAAGAAAAUGAAAAAUAUUCAAUUAGAACAAACCCAAAUAUUAUUACAAUU
This is a messenger RNA of Entamoeba dispar SAW760, 741 nucleotides long. RefSeq lists its product as uncharacterized. Lineage: Eukaryota; Evosea; Mastigamoebida; Endamoebidae. The transcript has a single exon. The record is from RefSeq and is a predicted model, not a curated record. The annotation marks the transcript as partial.